CACUCCACUAUACACGACACAAUACACUACACUUAUACAAGUGUAGUGAGUUAUCAGGGAGACAGACGACGUAGUUGAGGCACACUCUUUUAUUUAACCAAAAGGCGGUAACAUUACUUGAAGGGGUAACGGCGCCUUCACCCGUACUCAAUGGGAAACACCCCUAGUACUAUCCCCUGACUUCUCCUAUUCCCAGUCCUCCGCUAUGAGUGCUAGGGGAGGCUAUCUGAUCCGGCCCUGGUCAAGCACGGAUCCCGGCACCCAGCUAACCAGGCCGUGCUCUUACAAGAGCAGCGGUCCUGGAGCUCUUGGGGCCGCGCCACUUGCCCUGCUCGGCCCUGACAAGGACAGCGAGCCAGGGGAGUUCCAGGGCCUAUUCUGCCGGUCUUCAGUCUUCAAUGAGCGGAGGCGGCGCUGCCCCCAUCCUCCGCGCUUGCCCAGGCCUAAAUGGCUGACGGUUGUUGUGGAGGAAGAGGAGACUCCGGUGGAGGAGCUGUUGGUGCAGGAGGAGGAGACCCUGGUGGAGGAGCUGGUGGUGCAGGAGGAGGAGAUCCUGGUGGAGGAGCUGGUGGUGCAGGAGGAGGAGACCCUGUUGGAGGAGCUGGUGGUGCAGGAGGAGGAGACCCUGGUGGAGGAGCUGGUGGUGCAGAAGGAGGAGACCUUGGUGGAGGAGCUGGUGGUGCAGGAGGAGGAGACCCUGGUGCAAGAGCUGGUGGUGCAGGAAGAAGAGGAGAUGAGGGGGGAGACAGAGGAGUUAUGGACGAAGGAGCAGGAGGAUGAGAUGGUGGUGCAGGUGGAGGAGACAUUGGUGGAGAAGAUGGUGGAGAAAGAGAUGACAAGGAAAGAGGAUCAGGUGAUGAUGCAGGAGGAGAAGAGGAAGCGAGGGAGUCUGGCCCGCAUAGGGAGAACCAUCCGUUCACUCCUCCGACUCGUGCUGCUGUGUGGUAGCCGGUCCACCACACAGUAGAGGUGGCUCUGGAAUAACCCCCCAACCCCUCACCUGGGGUCGGGGGGGGGAACUCGGCCUCUCAACGGUCCCGGUUCUCUCUCUAACUCAGGGUGGCACCCCCUGUCGACUCGUGCCCGCAACUACAGGUGGUGUGUGCUUUGCAUUUCCGACGCUACAUAUACAGCAAGAAAUACUCUACAUAUGUAAUAACAGCCAUAGAGGGUUCACGUGGGGAUUGGCUUGCCGGUCCUGCUUUGUAGCCAAUAAGGGUUGAGAUAGGGAGCAUGACCCCGGCGUGAUCACGGCAUGUCAUCAGGAGUGAUUGGCCUAGCCAUUCGGGGCCCCAGCUAAUGGGGAGCCGGAUGAGAGGCGUGGUCCCGGGAUUGACAGGGAACCAUCGAGAAUGGUCAAGGCUGUCCAUGGAGGAUUGGCUGGGGGGACCACGUGAUGGAAGGAUUAAGAGAGAGUGAGAGAGAACGAUCGGGAGCAGACUGGGGAACGAACAGAGCCACGCACGUACGGGGGCUCUGGGUGCCACGUGCGCGGUGGGAACUGGUGUGAAGUCUGCCCGCUCUCUGUUGUCUGCCAGCAACAGAGAGUGUGUGAGUAAAGUGUAUUGUGGAAGUGAAAAUAAAGAGGACCGAU
Lethenteron reissneri (Far Eastern brook lamprey) is the source of this 1594-nucleotide messenger RNA. Its product is annotated as golgin subfamily A member 6-like protein 25. Lineage: Eukaryota; Metazoa; Chordata; Hyperoartia; Petromyzontiformes; Petromyzontidae. The record is from RefSeq and is a predicted model, not a curated record.